AUGGUUGGACGUAAGAACCUGCAAACCACUGUUGUUGGAGGAGGAAACGGAGGAGCAAUAGGUGGAACCGUUGGAAGUCUUCUUGGAGGAAAUCAAGAUGUUCUCCAAAACCUUUUGGGUGUUCUUGGUGAAAAUCCAGUUACACAACUAGUCUCUAAACUUUUGGCUGCAAUCAGCAGUAUUCUCAGCAACCUUCCAUCAGUAUUCGAUCAAUUGUCUGCCAUUAUAAACAAUAAGGAUCACACACUUCCGCAACAGACUCAAGCUAUUGAUGCUCUAAAGCAGCAGUUCCCAGUUGAAAUCGACACUGUCUUCUACAUUGCUUCUCAAGUUGCCAAGACGCUCCGAGGAGGAAACGGAGGAGUUGUUCCAGAACUUUUAGAAGUUCCAUCUGUACCAGAGACUCCACGAAAUCCAGUCUAA
Molecule: messenger RNA, 423 nt
Organism: Caenorhabditis briggsae
Lineage: Eukaryota; Metazoa; Nematoda; Chromadorea; Rhabditida; Rhabditidae
Exons: 3
Coding region: 1-423 (140 amino acids)
Source: RefSeq, a predicted model, not a curated record